AUGCCAACCGUAGAAGCUACUGAAAACACUAAAGUACUCGUUACGGGCGCCAACGGUUUUGUUGCAAUGGGUAUUAUUCAGGAGCUUCUUCAACAAGGUUUCUCUGUCCGUGGAUCCGUACGGUCUCAUGAGAAAGGAAUGCAGUUGAAAGAAAUCUUUUCAACAUACGGCGACAAGUUGGAGUACGUGAUUGAAGGCGCCUUUGACGAAGCAGUCUUGGGUGUUAAAGCUGUACAGCACACAGCAUCCCCGGUUCCUGGGUAUUUUCCCGACGAGGAUCCUUUGGAAGUGGCCCACAUGCGACCGUUCAAUGGUCCUACAGUUCUCGAUGAGAAUGAUUGGGGUGACGAAUAUGUCAAAAUUGUGGAAGAACGAGGAAAGGAAGCGGCUAUCAUGGACAAAUAUUCCGCUUCAAAGACGCUAUCCGAACGAGCCGCCUGGGACUUCUAUGAGCAACACAAGAAAGGAGUUGAAUGGGACCUUGUCGUGAUCAGUCCUUCUCACCCUCUAAACCAAAACUUCAAGACUGCAGAUGAAGUGACUCGAUCAGUCCAUUAUUGGUACGAAUAUAUGUUUGAAGAGCAACCUGCAGAAAUUCUCAAGGCGACGACAACCUAUGUCGACGUCCGAGAUAUAGCAGCUGCUCAUGUGGAAGCGCUAAAGAAGGAAGCUGCUGCGGGACAGUUCUUCCUUACUCACAAACCCGAAUAUUUUGCCAAGGGAAUCCUGAAGGCGCCGCUCCCAGACCUGAAGGCUGAGGUGAUGUUCACCAUUAAUUCACGAAAAGCACAAGACAUACUCGGGAUCAAGUACCGAAGCUUUGAGGAAACCAUGUUGAGCAUGUUAGCUGAGUUUGAGAAGAGAUGCUUCUUUGACUAA
Molecule: messenger RNA, 879 nt
Organism: Psilocybe cubensis
Lineage: Eukaryota; Fungi; Basidiomycota; Agaricomycetes; Agaricales; Agrocybaceae
Exons: 6
Coding region: 1-879 (292 amino acids)
Molecular function (GO): oxidoreductase activity, acting on the CH-OH group of donors, NAD or NADP as acceptor
Source: RefSeq, a predicted model, not a curated record